This is a messenger RNA of Closterium sp. Naga37s-1, 213 nucleotides long. The record is from the annotation of a GenBank genome assembly. NCBI's taxonomy places the organism in Eukaryota, Viridiplantae, Streptophyta, Zygnematophyceae, Desmidiales, Closteriaceae.
AUGAUUGGUUGGGAUCAAGAGGAAGACUUCUUUGCCAUCGCCAUUCGCUUCUACAACCAUGCGAUUGUUCAAUCCGCUAGUGGAUCACAACCGGAUCUUGAUCUAAUUUGGCGCAUCUACCAAGGGCUGGAAGCGGACAAGAAUGCGGCGUCACCUUGCGAUCCACCUUGGCUAGAUCCGCCUGGGGAGGGUAUGUGUGAGGAGGGGGUUUGA